Messenger RNA from Klebsormidium nitens, 2838 nucleotides. NCBI's taxonomy places the organism in Eukaryota, Viridiplantae, Streptophyta, Klebsormidiophyceae, Klebsormidiales, Klebsormidiaceae. The record is from the annotation of a GenBank genome assembly.
CGUUUCCAUAUGGGAGGGAGCCUGAGGCAAAUGCGGCUAAAAGCAGCUAGCAUCUCUAGAGAGUCUGCAACGGCAGUGCAGCUGUCCGUCCUCGUUGUUAGUUGUCUUCAGAAAAGUCCAAUCGACGCACGUCGCGAGCGAAGCAAUGGCGCAAAGCAUGGCAUUGAACGCGGCCUCCUUCUCCGCGGCUCGCUGUUCUGUGUCCCAUCACAGGCUAGACCGAAAGGGUCACAUUGCAGGUCGAACCGCACGCCAGGACUUUCUUGGCAAUGCUGCUGCAUUCCAGUUCCACGCUCAUAUUGGUAGUAGGAAGGCAAGCAGGGCAGGAGGCCUUCGUGUGGUGGCAGAGAAGGUUGUUGGCAUUGACCUUGGUACAACCAACAGUGCUGUGGCCGCAAUGGAGGGUGGAAAACCAACUAUCAUUCCCAAUGUGGAAGGCUCACGAACCACACCGUCAGUGGUUGCAUUCACCAAGAAGGGGGAGAAACUGGUUGGGCAGAUCGCAAAGCGCCAGGCUGUGGUGAAUCCCGAGAACACGUUCUACAGCGUGAAGCGCUUCAUCGGGCGCAAGGGUCGGGAGGUCAAGGAGGAAAUCAAGCAAGUGACGUACCACGUGGUCAUCGACAAGGACGAUAACAUCAAGCUCGAGUGUCCCGCCCUCGGGAAGCUCUUCUCGCCAGAGGAGAUAUCGGCAGAAGUGCUGCGGAAACUGGCCGACGACUCCACCAAGUUCCUGAACGACAGCGUCAAGAAAGCAGUCAUCACAGUCCCGGCGUACUUCAAUGAUAGCCAGAGACAAGCCACAAAGGACGCUGGGCGGAUCGCGGGUCUGGACGUGAUCCGCAUCAUCAACGAGCCGACGGCCGCCAGUCUCGCGUACGGCCUGGACAAGAAGAAGAACGAGACGAUCCUCGUGUUCGACCUGGGGGGCGGCACCUUCGACGUCUCAAUCCUGGAGGUGGGCGACGGUGUGUUCGAGGUGCUGGCGACAUCCGGUGACACGCACCUGGGCGGAGACGACUUCGACAAGAAGAUCGUGGACUACCUCAUCCGGGAGUUCAAGAACAACGAGGGCAUCGACCUCUCCAAAGACAAGCAGGCUCUGCAGCGGCUGACGGAGGCUGCGGAGAAGGCCAAGAUCGAGCUGUCCACGCUGACGCAGACCAACAUCAACCUGCCGUUCAUCACCGCCACCUCCGACGGGCCCAAACACAUCGACAUCACGCUCACGCGCGCAAAGUUCGAGGAACUGUGCUCUGACCUGCUGGAGCGCGUCAAGACGCCCGUGCAAACGGCGCUCUCGGACGCCAAGCUGAGCAUCAAGGACAUCCAAGAGGUCGUGCUUGUGGGAGGAAGCACGCGCAUCCCCGCCGUUCAGAAGAUCGUCAAGGACAUGACAGGCAAGGAGCCGAACGCGACGGUGAACCCGGACGAGGUCGUGGCUCUGGGUGCGGCCAUCCAGGGGGGUGUUCUGUCUGGCGAGGUCAAGUCCAUCGUGCUCUUGGACGUGACCCCCCUCUCGCUGGGCCUGGAAACGCUAGGCGGCGUCAUGACAAAACUCAUCCCGCGUAACACCACCGUACCCAGCAGUAAGAAAGAGACCUUCUCCACGGCAGCCGACAGCCAGCCCAGCGUAGACAUCGUCGUUCUGCAAGGGGAGCGUAGCUUGGCCACGGACAAUAAGUCGCUCGGCCGCUUCCGGCUGGAGGGGAUCCCCCCGGCGCCACGUGGCGUCCCCCAGAUCGAGGUGACGUUCGACAUCGACGCGAACGGCAUCCUCAACGUGACGGCGGUCGAUAAGGGCACCGGCAAAUCGUCUGAGAUCAAAAUCACGGGGGCGAGCACGCUGGACAAAAGCGAAGUGGAAAGAAUGGUGAAAGAGGCGGAGGCUCGAGCAGCGGAGGACGAGGCGCGGCGGGAAGCGAUCGACACGCGCAACGCGGGCGAGAGCAUGGUCUACCAGGCAGAGAAGCAGCUCAAGGAGUUCGCCGACCGGAUCCCAUCCGACGUGAAAGCCGACGUGGAGUCCAAGAUCGAGGCGGUGAAAGAGGCGCUCAAAGGGGAGGACGUGCAAGCGCAGAAGCGGGCGCAGGAGGAGCUGCAACAGGCCAUCAUGCAGGUGGGCCAGUCAAUGUACAACCAGCAAGGCGCAGGGUCUCCCGGUGGUCCCGAAGCAACCGGUUCCGGACCUAACGGGGGAUCCCCCGGGUCGGCUGGAGGGGACGAAGAGGGCCCGGUGAUCGACGCCGACUUCACAGAUACGUCCCGCUAAACCUGAUCGACAUGCGGCCAGAGUUUUGUAGAUAGAGGACUCAACCCACAUAAUAAGCUGUCAAUACACCGGUGGUGAGAGUAGUAUAGAAUUCAUGUGAGUGCUCAAAGACGAAAUUUACAUAAAAAUAGAUGUGUGUCGGGAGUGUAACAAUAGUCGAAAUCGCGCAUCUGCGGCAUGAGCCCCUGAUGAGGCAGAGACAAAGACCGGAGAAAAAAGCUCUUAGCAAUUCCUCUUUUAUAAAAUGAUCAGAUACAGUUCGUCGUUAGUAGAUUUUUGGUCGCAGACUAGAGUCAAGUACAAAACGUGUAGAGUGAGUCACAAAUCUGCAGAGCGCUCAGAUGUCAGAACAGGAAGAGCAGGCUUCCCGUGCACCAAUCAAUUGUACAUACGAGAUAAGCACGGAUCGACGUUGAGAGACAACCAUUUUCAGCGCUCCAGUCACUCACUGAGAACACUGCCUCGAAAUCUUAGAAUUCAAUCCGUAACAAACAAGAAACGCACCUUGGUCAUGACGUACGUGGAUCGUCCAACGGCCGCUGAUCAGCUGCCGUUGUGCUUUUGGG